ACACCACAAUAAAUUAUCAAGUAAAGCCUCUUCUUUUUUUCAGUUGAUAGAAUUGCAGAGAGCACCGAAGGGGAAGUGGUCACAGAGUCUGAAGAAGAAUCGGUAUGCAUCUCAGCCAAUCAUUUACAACCACAAAGCUUUUUUCAUUUAAUUUACAUUGUUUGAGGAAGUGCAGAUUGCAGAGAGGCUCAGAGAAAACAGCUUGGGUGAGGGCCUAGUUGAGGAGACAUUGAGAAGCCAUCACCUCUAAAUAAAAGGAGAAAAGUCCAGAAUGGCAGAUGUUGCUGAAGACAUGCAGGCUAGUGCAGACACAGCGAGACUCUUGCCCUCACCUGCACCCUGUAGUGAGGCACAGCUGGAGCAGCCUCCACCCUACACGCCGGCCCCGCCCCUCUACAGUCCCUAUCAGUCAUUCAACCCACACAACCCUCCCCAUGAGCUCUACCAUCCUCAGGAGCCUGGGUAUCAAUGUAGCUCAGAGGGACAACCAGGUCCAGUGGUUGAGGGUUGUGGUCUUGAAGUGUCAGGUUUUGAAAACAAAUCCAUCCGGCGUGCUUUUAUAAGAAAGGUGUUCUGCAUGGUCACUCUCCAGCUGCUCUUCACCUUCAGUGUGGUGUGUGUGUUCACCUUCUCCAGCACGGUGAGGGACUACGUGCAGAAGAACUUCUGGAUGAUGAUCAGCUCCUACGUCAUCUUCCUGGUGGUUUCUCUGGUCCUGAUCUUCUGCAGAUCCUUCAGCCGCCGCCAUCCAUGGAACCUGGUGGGCUUGGGCCUGGUCACUCUAAGUCUCUCCUACCUGGUUGGCACAUCGGCCUCGUUUUACAGCACUCCUGCUGUGAUCAUCGCCAUGGGCUCAACCCUGGCCGUUUCUUUUUCCAUUAUCAUCUUCUCUGCCCAGACCAAAUUGGACUUCACAAUCUGCAAUGGAAUCCUUGUUGUGCUGUCCACAAGCUUCCUGAUGUUUGGCUUCUUCAGCAUUUUCUACUACUCUGCAAUCUUAAAUGUCGUCUAUGGCUUCAUUGGGGCUCUGAUAUUUUCACUGUUCCUGGUGGUGGACUGCCAGCUGGUGAUGGGCAGACAGACAUACGGCCUCAGUCCAGAGGAGUAUGUGUUCGCCGCACUCAUCAUCUACCUGGACAUCAUCAACGUCUUUCUGUACAUACUGCUUAUGCUGGGGGGCGGUUCCCGAAGUUAAAACAGAUGCAUAUAUUUGCAUACAUUCUGUGCACAUGUACAUACUGUGUAUAUCUGUAUGUUUGUGUGCGAGUGUGUAGCUAUUCUGUUAACUCUGAAAUGGUUCUCAUGCAAACUGUUUGCUUUAUGCUGGUUAAGACACCAU
Molecule: messenger RNA, 1339 nt
Organism: Alosa sapidissima (American shad)
Lineage: Eukaryota; Metazoa; Chordata; Actinopteri; Clupeiformes; Clupeidae
Product: protein lifeguard 1
Exons: 7
Coding region: 272-1195 (307 amino acids)
Biological process (GO): negative regulation of apoptotic signaling pathway
Cellular component (GO): membrane; Golgi apparatus; endoplasmic reticulum
Source: RefSeq, a predicted model, not a curated record